GCAGCUAGGAACCCUUUGUUGCGGGUUCAGGGCUCGCAAACGAGGCGGGCGUUGCAAUUCCUGCGGCUUCCUGCGAGGCUGAUGUGGGGAGGCCGGGACGAGUAAGGUGACCCUGGCAAGGGGAGGAGCCGCGCCGCUCGCUUGCAAACCAUGCCUGGACUGCAGAGACCGGGCGCUCUCGUCUCGUCAGCGGCUGGGUCCUUCGCUUGGAUUGCUUUCUCUCAGAUAAGGAACUGUUCAGCCGCUUCAACAUCUUCAGUCCGGCCGGUGAUCGCAGCCAAGCACCCCUUUCAGGUGGACUUGAAAGCUGGGAAAGGUUAUGCUUGGUGUGCCUGUGGAUACAGCCAAAAGCAGCCUUUCUGUGAUGGAUCCCAUAAAAAAAGUGCCCCAGAAAUCUCCCCCCUGAGAUUCAAACCAGAGGAAGCGAAAGAGGCCAGGCUAUGUGGCUGCAAAUACACCAAGAACCCUCCAUUUUGCGAUGGCACACACAAGGAAGAUUUCGUGCAAAAAGCUGAUCUUCAUUCCCAGCCACAGGUGUGAUGUGGGAGAACGAGAGACCUUUGAAGAACAGAAGAAAUACAGAAAUUACCAGAAGAAAAACCUUGGGUGCGAUGUACCAGGGUGCUCUGCACAAGUGUAAUUGAAAGGAAUGGGAAUUAUGCCUCUGCAUUGUGCCCCUGGUGUCUAAGCAAAGACUGUGAAUGCUAUAUGACAUGAGUGAACAUUGGCCAUCCUCACGUGGAAGGCAAGGAGGCUGGUAGCUGUGAUGUCAGUGGUGUUGUGAAUCUGCUCUGGGUUUCAGUUAGAACCAGUCAAAACUCUAAAGGAACUAUCCAAGUUCCUGAACCCGUUUUGGGAGGGAUUGAGUUCAGCACCAUGGAUUGGUUCUUUAGAAUUCUGAUUGAAACCUAGAGCGGAUUUGCAGCCCCACUGACAUUGGAGCCACCAGCCUCCACUGGUGGAGGCAGGGGGGAGUUUUGCUCUUUUCUAAGAGAUUUGCCUGCUUCCUCACACCCCCUUGAAAUAAAAAUACCCUGUAAACUUUUUUAAAAAACUGUUUAUUUGAUUCACCUGCUACCAAUAGGCCCACAACUCAAAUAACAUGGCCCGUAGAUUUUCAUUGGUAGCUACUGCUGACCACAUCACAUCAACAACUCCAUGUUCUAGGCACUGCAAAGAACAAAGAAAGGAUGUGGCCUCCACCCCAGACGGCUAGAUGGUCAAGAUUGGAACUUGGAGGAAGAGGUUCAGGAUUAACAAAUGAUGCAGGGGUGGGGAAAGAAUGUUAAAACAGGUAGCUGUUGCAGCUCAAACACACCUGGUGGAAGAUUUUUCACCUAUCCCCAAACCAACAGGUAAACAUUCCCAAGUAGCAACAAUCUGUUUGCGCUGCGUGAUUGCACCUUUGGGUACUUUGUUAAUUUAAAAUACAAAAAGUAGUAGAAAAAGAAAUCAACAUUCUGCACCAAAGUAGGCUGAAUUCUGUGACCCUGAUUAUUAAUGCAAAUUUGCAUCUGGGUGGUUUUGCGUAAUUUAUUGUGCUUCUGGUCAAGGCAGGAAGGCCACCAUUUUAGGCUCACCAUGCAUUGCCUACACACUUUUCUACACAACCAGAAAGGCUAUGAACUGAUUCUUGAGCUGGAUUUGGGCUUUAGUACUGCAAUCUGCACUUUUUCUUCAUUGCCCUAGACUCAUGGAAUAUAGAGAGCCUUUUAUGUGCCCAUAACAUGGACAUGCAAAUGUGUUUGGGGGCAAGGGAGGGAAUAAUAGAAGUUGAGGGGAAAUGAGUUGCAGAGGGUGAGGGGGCAGAGGCCAAGGGGGAGGCGAGUUAAUCUUUGGCACACUAUCUCCCCUUCCAGCCUUGGUUACGAAGAGCCCCCACAUUCUGCUCUUUUGGGAUGAAGGGGCCUGUAUCUGGAAGGGGACUAGCGUUUUUGGUCUUGGAGAAGAGCAGAAAACAGCUUCAAUGGGAUAUUGAGGCCUCCCCACAAUCCAAAUGGAGCUGCAGACCUUUUGCAUGCAACUUUCUGGCCAGCCAUUGUGCUCUGAUUGCCUUAAUUCCUUGGUGUUAACACUUGCAAAUUUCAGAUCUUGCCUUAGGACAACAACCACAGAAGACUCCACCAUGAACCUUUUUACACUGAUUUCCAACCAUGAAUUAUCUUACAUUGAUUUCUGACCUUGUUUAAAUUGCAAGGAAAAAUAAAGAAUUCAGUGUCUUUUAAAGCUGUUGGACCACCCACUCCAAACCCAACAUGGUGUAAACAGGCAUGCCUAAAUGACUCUUUUUGACAUCCCUGGAUUUAUGAUAAGAGAGAUGCACCUAUCAACUCCCAUCCUUUUCUCACAUCAGGAAGGAAAGAGGAGCCCAUUGUCUUUCUUCCUUUGAUGCCUGGCACCUAAAAAUUCAUUUUCCAACAUCCAUGAGUAAUCUUAGAAGAAAUACUUUUUUGAUUUAUUUUGAUGACUAAAUUAUGAGAGAGGAGGAAUAAAAUCUGCAAAUUCAUAGAUUACACAAAGAAGGAGAUAGGCGAAAAAGAUUUUUCCUUCCUCCCUCAUGGGCCCCUCAUACUUCCUAUUUGGAAGAGCAACCCCUGCUGUCCCCCUUUCCUACUCUCUGUCUCCCCUUUCCAACAGAAUUUCCCAUCACUGCAAGUCAGCAGGUAUUGAAAGGUAAAUCUUUGCAUUAUCUUUCAUUUUCCUUCUAAGUAGUCCAUACUCCAAUUAUUCUCUUUUCCUCCCUUGGCUUUGGAUCUCUAUGGCUCUUCAUGCCUCUCCAUCCACUUUCUUCCAAACCCCUACAAUUGCUCUAACCCCCUCCUACAAAACUCUCUCACAAUCCUCCAAAACAGUCUGUUCCCCAUUGAAAUUACCCCAGGCUGAAACUUCUUUCUCUUCCUCCUUCUCUAUGAUAAGCCGCAAACACACAUGUACACACACACACCCCUUGCUAAAAAUUAAAACUUCCCUUGAAUACAAACACUACGAUUUUCUAUGCAUCCCAGUGUUGCUAGCUUCACCAUUAACUUUAAAUGCUUGAUUAUCUUUAACCUUAAUCAGUAUGAAUGUAUGAUUCUAAUU
This is a messenger RNA of Elgaria multicarinata webbii, 3081 nucleotides long. RefSeq names its product CDGSH iron sulfur domain 3 (gene CISD3). Bases 151 to 540 code for a protein of 129 amino acids. Gene Ontology annotation, molecular function: 2 iron, 2 sulfur cluster binding. The record is from RefSeq and is a predicted model, not a curated record. Lineage: Eukaryota; Metazoa; Chordata; Lepidosauria; Squamata; Anguidae. The transcript is spliced from 3 exons. Gene Ontology annotation, cellular component: mitochondrion.